AUGGCGCCCAGCCUCCCCUGCUGGACCACUUGCUUCCUCCUGGUCGUGUGGUGCCCGCCCGCGCUCCCCUGCCCUAGCCGGUGCCUUUGCUCGAAGAGCACCGUCCGCUGCAUGCACUUGAUGCUGGAUCACAUUCCUCAGGUGCCGCAGCAGACCACAGUCCUAGACUUGAGGUUUAACAGAAUACGAGAAAUUCCUGGGAGUGCCUUCAAGAAACUUAAGAAUUUGAACACUCUUCUCCUGAACAACAACCAAAUCAGACAGAUUUCCAGAAAUGCUUUUGAAGGACUUGAAAAUUUACUUUAUCUGUAUCUGUACAAGAAUGAAAUUCAUGCCCUCGACAAGCAAACCUUUAAAGGACUCAGAUCCUUGGAACAGCUCUAUAUUCACUUCAACCAAAUAGAAACGCUACAGCCGGAGACCUUUGGAGACCUUGUGAAAUUAGAAAGACUGUUUUUGCAUAACAACAAAUUAUCGAAAAUCCCGGCCGGGAGCUUUUCUCAUCUGGAUUCAUUAAAGAGACUGCGUCUGGAUUCCAAUGCCCUAGUUUGUGACUGUGACUUAAUGUGGCUGGGGGAACUUAUGCAAGGCUAUGCCCAAAAUGGCCAAACUCAGGCUGCUGCUACAUGUCAAUAUCCCAGAAGGCUCCAGGGACGCUCCAUUGCUUCCGUAACCGUGGAGGAGUUCAACUGUGAGAGUCCCCGAAUUACUUUUGAGCCCCAGGAUGUGGAGGUAACAUCAGGGAAUACUGUCUACUUCACUUGCCGAGCGGAAGGAAACCCCAAACCGAAGAUUACUUGGAUACACAACAACCAUUCAUUGGAUUUGGAAGAUGAUACUCGACUUAACUUGUUUGACGAUGGGACACUCAUGAUCCGAAACACCCGUGAGUCGGACCAAGGUGAAUAUCAGUGCAUGGCCAGAAACUCAGCCGGGGAAGUCAAGACCCAGAAUGCCAUGCUCAGAUACUCCAGUCCUCCAGCCAAGCCUAGUUUUAUAAUCCAGCCCCAGGACACAAAGGUUUUAGUUGGCACGAGCACAACUUUGGAAUGUAUGGCCACGGGCCACCCACACCCCCAUGUUACUUGGACGAGGGGCAGCGGAGAGGCCCUGGAUGGAUCCAGGCACCUGGCUACUUCCGGAGGACUCUACUUGCAAAAUGUCACCCUGCAGGACCACGGUCGAUUUACCUGUCACGCCGACAAUAAUCAAGGCUCUGUCCAAGCCACAGCGAACAUAAUUGUACAAGCUCCUCCACAAUUCACAAGAAUUCCCAAGGAUCAAAUGGUGCUAGAAGGACAUUCUGUAGAAUUUCUCUGUGAGGCUGAAGGCAACCCACCUCCAAUAAUUGCCUGGACCAAAGCAGGGGGGCAGCUCCCUCAGGAAGGUCCACAUACGGUUCUCUCCUCUGGCACUUUGAGAAUUGACCACGCGGCACAUCAUGACCAAGGCCAAUAUGAGUGUCAGGCAGUCAGUCCAUUGGGAGUGAAAAAAGCGUCUGUCCAGCUGACUGUAAAACCCAAAGCUCUCCCAGUGUUUACUCAACUACCUCAGGACACGAGUAUACAGGUUGGCAAGAAUAUAAACAUUUCAUGUCAUGCUCGAGGAGAACCACAGCCCGUGAUUACUUGGAAUAAGGCAGGUGUUCAGAUUACGGAGAGUGGUAAAUUCCAUGUCAGUGGUGAAGGCGUGCUCACCAUCUAUGAUGCAGGGCAAGCAGACCAAGGAAAGUAUGAAUGUGUGGCUCGGAACUCAUUUGGCCUUGUUGCGGCCAACAUGUUUCUCACGGUCAUCGCAAUACAGGCUAGACAAGCUGGCGAUGACUUUGUUGAAUCAUCCAUUCUUGACGCGGUACAGAGGGUUGACAGUGCAAUUAACUCCACACGAAGACAUUUGUUUUCACAAAAGCCUCGCACCCCUGCUGAUCUGCUGGCUCAGUUUCGUUAUCCGCAUGACCCGUUUACUGUGGAGACAGCCAGAGCUGGGGAGAUUUUUGAGCACACACUUCUGCUGAUCCAGGAACACGUGAAGCAGGGGCUCACUGUUGAUCUGGAAGGCAGAGGUCAGCUUCUGGAGGCAUUCCGUUCUCAGCCUACUGAUCAGUUUGCCCUGAAAGUGAACCUAGGAUCCAAGUCUUUAUAUACAGGAAGAUUAUUGUACAUUUCCAAGAUUAAGGUAUCUGACGGCCCAACCCGAGACCAGCUUAUCCAGAUGAAAGACAAGUGGUCCUGCACGCUGUGGCUCCGGGAGCACAACAGGCUGGCCGCGGAGCUGCGCGCCCUGAACCCCCACUGGGACGGAGACACCCUGUACCACGAGGCCAGGAAGAUCGUGGGCGCCGAGCUGCAGCACAUCACCUACAGCCACUGGCUGCCCAAGAUCCUGGGGGAGCCGGGCAUGAGGCUGCUGCGGGGGUACCGGGGCUACGACCCCAGUGUGAACGCGGGCAUCCUGAACUCCUUCGCCACCGCGGCCUUCAGGUUCGGCCACACGUUAAUCAACCCGGUCCUGCAGCGGCUGAACGGCAGCUUCGGGGAGAUCCCCGAAGGCCACCUGCCACUGCACAAGGCCUUCUUUGCGCCGUCCAGGAUAAUCGACGAGGGCGGGAUAGACCCCCUCCUUCGGGGGCUGUUUGGCACGGCGGCCAAACUGCGGGUGCCGUCCCAGCUGCUGAGCCUGGAGCUGAGCGAGAAGCUCUUCUCCAGCGCCCGCUCCGUGGCCUUGGAUCUGGCGGCCACCAACAUCCAGAGGGGGCGGGACCACGGCAUCCCCCCCUACGCCGACUUCCGGGUGUUCUGCAACUUGAGCUCCGCGGAGAGGUUCGAGGACCUUCGGAACGAGAUUAAAGACGCAGGGAUUCGGCAAAAACUGAAAAAGUUGUACGGCUCUCCAGGCAACAUUGACCUCUGGCCCGCCCUCAUGGUUGAAGACCUGAUCCCUGGUACGAGAGUGGGACCAACACUUAUGUGCCUGUUUGUUACCCAGUUUCAGCGGCUAAGAGAUGGAGAUAGGGAGCUCUGCCGCUGCGCUGUCGCCGCUGGGCCCGCAGCUCAGGGCCCUUCUGGGAGCCUCACUGCACGCCUCUCCCUGCUGGCCACCAGGUUCUGGUAUGAGAACCCCGGAGUGUUCACCCCCGCGCAGCUCACUCAGCUGAGGCAGGCGUCCCUGGGCCGCGUGCUCUGCGACAACGGCGACAACAUCCAGCAGGUGCAGGCCGACGUGUUCGUGAAGGCGCAGUACCCGCAGGACUACCUGAGCUGCAGCGAGAUACCGCAGGUGGAUCUGCGCGUGUGGCAGGACUGCUGCGAAGGCUGUAGGAGCAGAGGACAGUUGAGAGCAUUCGCACAAGAGUCUCGAAAGAAACGCUCUGCUCAAUACAGCUAUCCUGAUGAGCAAGAUAAGGACUUACGUGAUCUGAGUCGUGGGCAACAAGAUCACUUGUCCGUAGUUGAAGAUGGUAGAAAUGUGACGUUUCUGGCAAAAACAGAGUUUGCCCAAGAUUUCAGCAAUUUUGCAGCAGAAAUUCAAAAAACCAUCAAAGCUCUCAGAGAACAGAUAAACAAGCUGGAGGCACGCCUCAGGCAGGCGGGAUGCACGGAUGAUGAAGGGAUUCAGAGGAGAGACCAGGAACACUGGAUGAAAGACGCCUGCAUUCGCUGUACGUGUAAGAGUGGCCAGGUCACCUGCGUGGUGGAGACUUGUCCCCUGGCUGCGUGCCCCCGUCUGGAGUCGGUGAAAGGAACCUGCUGUCCGGUUUGCGGAGACCCGGCCGAUUCCCCGGAGAAACGCUAA
Puma concolor (puma) is the source of this 3792-nucleotide messenger RNA. The record is from RefSeq and is a predicted model, not a curated record. NCBI's taxonomy places the organism in Eukaryota, Metazoa, Chordata, Mammalia, Carnivora, Felidae.